Apodemus sylvaticus (European woodmouse) is the source of this 933-nucleotide messenger RNA. RefSeq names its product G protein-coupled receptor 119 (gene Gpr119). Gene Ontology annotation, molecular function: phosphatidylcholine binding; G protein-coupled receptor activity. Lineage: Eukaryota; Metazoa; Chordata; Mammalia; Rodentia; Muridae. The transcript is spliced from 2 exons. The coding region runs from base 1 to 933 and encodes 310 amino acids. The record is from RefSeq and is a predicted model, not a curated record. Gene Ontology annotation, cellular component: membrane. Gene Ontology annotation, biological process: regulation of metabolic process; adenylate cyclase-activating G protein-coupled receptor signaling pathway.
AUGGAGUCAUCCUUCUCAUUUGGAGUGAUCCUUGCUGUCCUAACCAUCCUCAUCAUUGCUGUUAAUGCACUGGUGGUUGUGGCUAUGCUGCUAUCAAUCUACAAGAAUGAUGGUGUUGGCCUUUGCUUCACCUUGAAUCUGGCCGUGGCUGAUACCUUGAUUGGCGUGGCUAUUUCUGGUCUAGUGACAGACCAGCUCUCCAGCUCUGCUCAGCAUACACAGAAGACCUUGUGUAGCCUUCGGAUGGCGUUUGUCACUUCUUCUGCAGCUGCCUCUGUCCUCACGGUCAUGCUGAUUGCCUUUGACAGAUACCUUGCCAUUAAGCAGCCCCUCCGUUACUUCCAGAUCAUGAAUGGGCUUGUGGCCGGAGCAUGCAUUGCAGGACUGUGGUUGGUAUCUUACCUUAUUGGCUUCCUCCCACUCGGAGUCUCCAUAUUCCAGCAGACCACCUACCAUGGGCCCUGCAGUUUCUUUGCUGUGUUUCACCCAAGGUUUGUGCUGACGCUCUCCUGUGCUGGCUUCUUCCCAGCUGUGCUCCUCUUUGUCUUCUUCUACUGUGACAUGCUCAAGAUUGCCUCUGUGCACAGCCAGCAGAUCCGGAAGAUGGAACAUGCAGGAGCCAUGGCUGGAGCUUACCGGCCCCCGCGGCCUGUCAAUGACUUCAAGGCUGUUCGUACUGUAUCUGUUCUUAUUGGGAGCUUCACACUGUCCUGGUCUCCCUUUCUCAUCACUAGCAUUGUGCAGGUAGCCUGCCACAAAUGCUGCCUCUACCAAGUGCUAGAAAAGUACCUGUGGCUCCUUGGAGUUGGUAACUCCCUGCUCAACCCACUCAUCUAUGCCUAUUGGCAGAGGGAGGUUCGGCAGCAGCUCUACCACAUGGCCCUGGGACUACUUGCUGAUGAGAGUACACAACCCCAAACUGAGACAGUGUAA